CGAAAGCAAAAAGAUUAGGGCACUUUCCGCCACUCCAAAAAUCGCAUUUUUUUUUUGAGAGCUUACCAAACGGAAACACCCAUAACCAAAAGAAUAAGAAUAGCACUGUAAUCUGAGGGGUAAAAAGUUUGAACUUUGUUGCAUUGGGUGUGUGAUUCGCCAUGAAUGGCGAGGGGAGCGAAGCGGCAUUGGAAAUGGUGGCGAAGGAUAGGUUGGUGUACAUGUGGGGUUACCUGCCGGGAGCUCUGCCGCAGAGGACGCCGCUUUUGACGCCGGUUCUUGCUAGGGUUCCAGCACCCGGUCACUCCUGGAGGGAUGUUUGCGGUGGUGGUUGUGGAUUUGCUAUGGCCAUUUCCGAUUCUGGAAAGCUCAUAACUUGGGGUUCAACAGAUGACUUAGGCCAAAGCUAUGUUACAUCUGGGAAGCACGGGGAAACUCCAGAGCCUUUCCCUCUUCCGCCUGAGGUGUCUAUUGUAAAAGCUGCUGCUGGAUGGGCACAUUGUGUUUCUGUAACAGAACGUGGAGAAGUUUACACAUGGGGAUGGAAGGAGUGUAUUCCCUCUGGGAAGGUAUUUGGUGAACCAUCAACUGGGGUAAGUCCUGAAAAAGAUGUAACUGGAAGGCAGAGUUCAUUUGUGACGGAGCAAGUGAGCCCUCGGUCUCAAGGCUCAAAAUCUACUGGUGGAACUGCCUCCAGUACCAGUGGAGAAGAAACUACAAAGCGAAGGAGAGUAUCUUCAGCAAAGCAAACAGCUGAAACAUCAUCUUCUGGUGAUGAUGUUCUGACUGCAUUGCCAUGUCUUGUCACACUAAACCCGGGGGUGAGGAUAGCAAGUGUUGCAGCUGGUGGACGCCAUACCCUAGCAUUGUCAGAUAUGGGACAGGUGUGGGGUUGGGGCUAUGGAGGUGAAGGGCAGCUUGGUUUGGGUUCCAGAAUACGUAUGGUGUCCUCUCCUCAUCUUGUUCCUUGUAUUGAUUCCUCUCCUUAUGGUAAAGAUAGAUUGUCAUCGCUGGCUCGUGGGAGCAUGGGUUCGGAGGGACAUAACUUUAGAGUUCCUGGAAGUUAUGUUAAGGGAAUUGCCUGCGGAGGUCGACACAGUGUGGUAAUCACAGAUGCUGGAGCGGUGCUUGCUUUUGGUUGGGGACUUUAUGGACAGUGUGGGCAAGGAAGUACAGAUGAUGAAUUGAGCCCAACGUGCGUAUCUUCUUUAUUGGGUAUGCAAAUAGAGGGAGUUGCCGCAGGACUGUGGCAUACUGUCUGUAUAUCUGCCGAUGGGGAUGUAUAUGCAUUUGGCGGGAACCAGUUUGGGCAGCUGGGAACCGGUACUGAUCAAGCCGAGACAGACAAUACCAAGGCUGCUAGAUGCUCCGAGCUUGGAAAAUGUGAGCGUGAAGAGGAUAUCUUGUGGGGCUCGUCACACUGCAACAAUUACAGAGAAUGGAAAAGUCUUCUGUUGGGGAUGGAACAAGUAUGGCCAGCUAGGACUCGGGGAUGUGAUCGACCGUAACAUCCCUACAGAAGUAACCAUGGAAGGUUGUGUAGCGAAGAACGUAGCAUGUGGGUGGUGGCACACACUUGUUCUGGCAGAGUCGAUCACCUGAUUGAAGUCAUGACUUCUUCCUUUGAGGCUCAUUGACCCCAAUUUUGGUAGUUAGUUAGGCACCAUCUUUUCUUGAUUUAGUUAUUAAGCUAUGGUAAGUCAUAUGUAUAUGUACAUACAGUAGUAGUGGUAUACAUAUGCAUAUGUAUACGCUUUGUAUUCUUUCAUGGUGUGAAUAUCUGAAAUCACCAUGACCUACUGGCUCUUAGCAUUUAACAACAUCCCAUAGUGAUUUCUGUUUUGAAAAGGAAAUAGUGGGGUUCCCUUUCAUCUUAUGAUGUAACAUUAGUCUUCUUCAUAGUGUGUAUAUUUUAUUUUAUUGUAUAAAACUCUGCCAGUGUAAUUAUAUGUGCCUUAGAAAUUUGUAUGCUAUGCUGGCAUCAAGUUGUGGAUUAAGGGGGUUUCAUAUUAUUAGAAUUGGAUUAGUAUA
Arachis stenosperma is the source of this 2031-nucleotide messenger RNA. RefSeq names its product ultraviolet-B receptor UVR8. Bases 162 to 1508 code for a protein of 448 amino acids. The record is from RefSeq and is a predicted model, not a curated record. Lineage: Eukaryota; Viridiplantae; Streptophyta; Magnoliopsida; Fabales; Fabaceae. The transcript has 11 exons.